GGUAUGUAUAUCCACCGCACAUUUUAUGACACUUGUGCAGUUUAUGGGUACGGCUUUUUGAAAGGUUUUCUUCCAUAAAAUUAAUCGAUUCUAGACUAAUUUGACUCAAACAUUUCCAAAACAAGUAUAAUUUGUUGGAAAUGAUCGAUAUAAAAUAUGUUAUAAACAAAAAAUUGUCUGAAUACCAAGUAUAACCAGUUAGAAAACGCCAUUGCUUUAAGCUUGUUUUCGUCGCGGAGCGGCACAUCGGCGUGACGUCACAUUUGUCGGUGCAAUUCGGUCACCCGACUACUCAUCUGACUCGUUUUCUGAUAACUUAUUCUUUUUGCGAAGAAUUCGCUGAACUUUGGAGACGUCGCGUGAUAGAUCGUAAUAUACUAUUGUAUUUUUAUUGUAAUUAGAAACGACUUAUUAUUGACUAUAUGAAGUAACAAAGGAUUUUCAGAAGUAAUUAAUAGCAUUGUAAUUAUAGAGACCCUCAAGCCGAUUAACCUUAAUCUGGUUUGUAUGCCAUUCUAAGAUCGUUGAUCUGACAUCCCCACUUCUUCAAAAGAUCUGUAAUUAAUAGCAAAUAUCGGCAUUAAUCCUCUUUUUCGUAAUAAAACAUAUCUCGCUGAGUUUCUUGGUGUUCUCCAUUUAAGAGUUCUUGGCGUUCUUCUGUCGUCAGAUGUGUCAGGUUCCAUUAUGACCUCUCCAAGGUUCUUUAUUUCGCGGAAGUGAUUUUUGUUACUCCUUUAGUUGCUUGAGUCUUGAAGAUUGAACUGCUCCCUACUGUAGAUUUGUUCAAGCCAUACUGCCCAGCAACAUCAGACAUCUUAUGCCCACUCUCUAACUUUGCUAUUUUAUCUUUUGAAAAUAAAACUCGACGCAAAACUUGAUGAGUGCCUGCUCGACAGUCUCACGAAUACUAUAAAAGAAUUGUUUCUGUCAGAAAAAUAAAAGACUGCAAUUACAAGCGAGAGUUUCAAAAUUCAGUGGAAUACUAUCUGAUCAGUAUAUUCCGGGUUGAGCAUUGAUGUUGAUGUCUCCAGUGCUCCGAAAAGUUUCGAAUUGUUGCCUGAAGACAAGGAAAAAUCAGUCAGUAUUUGCUAUUUUUGUUGCUUCUUUUUAUGUUUGUUCAGUGAAGUAUUCGUUAUCCAAACAUGUGUUCGUUGUCCGAUCGUAAAAAUCUUUCGUGAAAGUGUUUGUUAUCCGAUUUGUUCAUUAAAUUAACCGAUCACUCACUGUAUUAGUCAGAUGCAACAAGAGAUGUAUAAUGUCUUGAUGUAAAUAAAUAUAAUUCAAUUUUGUUUAAGACAUGAAAGAGAUUAGGCCAUUUAAAAGCAGAGCAGAAUUAUUAGUUAUAUAUUGCAUUAUCAUAUGUUAUUAUAUGUUAAUUUUAAUCCACAUUUAAAAUGGAAUGAUGUCUCCAAAGUUCAGCGAAUUCUUUGCAAAAAGAGUAAAUUAUCAGGAAACACGUCUGAGAUGAGUAGUCAUGUGACCGAAUAGCCACAUGCUUCGUGCUUCAUAUGUAUCGACCGUCUGAUGUGCGGCUCCGCGACGAAAACAAGCUUAAGCAAUGGUGUCUUCAAACGGCGUACACUUGACAAGAAGCGUUAAAAUGGAAUGGAUGGGGAUACAAAAACUGUGGUGUGCGUUUAGAAGAAGGUGGAAAAUAUGGCAUGUUUAAAGGAGACAAAUAUCACUUCAGUAAUAAAAUAUUUCCUAAUUUUCCAAAAUGGAUGAAAGAAGUGUUAAAUGUUGACUUUGAUAAAUGUGAAAACGGCCAGGAAUUAAGUUUCGAAGAUAUUCCUCCUCCUAUAAUCAAUGAAGAAUUUAUGAAUGAUUUGCUUUCAACUAACAUUUCUUACAGUUUAAAUGGAAAUGACAGACACUUUCGUUGUCAUGGUCAUACAUUGGAAGAAGUGUAUAAAUUACACAGAGGAUAUUUUGAAAGAAUUCCCGAUAUUGUCGUAUGGCCUGAUAAUCACAAUGAAGUUGUGCAAAUUGUAAAAAUGGCCUGUCGUCACAAUGCAGUUAUUAUACCUUUUGGAGGAGGAACAAAUGUAACUAAAGCAUUGGAAUGUCCUGAAACGGAACAACGCAUGAUAAUAUCUUUAGAUACAUCUCAAAUGAAUCGAAUAUUAUGGAUUGACAAAGAAAAUCUACUAGCCCGUGUAGAAGUUGGUAUUAUAGGUCAAGACAUUGAGCAUGAACUAUCAAAACAUGGAUUAUGUUUGGGACACGAACCAGAUUCCUACGAGUUUAGUUCAUUAGGUGGAUGGAUUGCAACUAGAGCCUCUGGAAUGAAAAGAAGUCUUUAUGGAAAUAUUGAAGAUAUGGUUCAGCACAUUACAAUGGUUACACCUAAGGGUGUAGUGAAGAAAAAUUGUCAGGUUCCCAGAAUGUCCACAGGACCAGAUAUACAUCAGUUUAUUUUGGGAUCAGAAGGCAUUCUUGGUGUAGUGACAGAGGCAACAUUAAAAGUGAGACCUGCUCCCGAAUGUGUUAAAUAUGGUUCAAUUGUAUUUCCUUCCUUUGGACCAGGAGUUUCUUUUCUUAAGGAAGUUGCACAAAAAAAAUUAUUACCUGCAUCUCUUCGACUGAUUGACAAUGAACAAUUUCAAUUUGGUAAGUUUUUAAAAUUCUUUUAAUUUAUAAGAUUUGAUAGUUAAAUGCCAACCAUGUAUAUUCAAAGGGAAUUUUGCCAUUUUAACAUUUUACCAGUGAAAUAGAUCCAUGAAGCUAAAGAGGCCUAAGCCCUCCCAC
Centruroides sculpturatus (bark scorpion) is the source of this 2748-nucleotide messenger RNA. Its product is annotated as alkyldihydroxyacetonephosphate synthase, peroxisomal-like. Gene Ontology annotation, biological process: lipid biosynthetic process. Bases 1662 to 2633 code for a protein of 323 amino acids. Gene Ontology annotation, molecular function: FAD binding; alkylglycerone-phosphate synthase activity. The record is from RefSeq and is a predicted model, not a curated record. The transcript is spliced from 13 exons. Lineage: Eukaryota; Metazoa; Arthropoda; Arachnida; Scorpiones; Buthidae.